Molecule: messenger RNA, 945 nt
Organism: Lagopus leucura (white-tailed ptarmigan)
Lineage: Eukaryota; Metazoa; Chordata; Aves; Galliformes; Phasianidae
Product: B-cell differentiation antigen CD72-like
Exons: 7
Coding region: 1-945 (314 amino acids)
Cellular component (GO): plasma membrane
Molecular function (GO): transmembrane signaling receptor activity
Source: RefSeq, a predicted model, not a curated record
AUGGCCCAGAGCGUGCUCUACGCCGACCUGAGAUUCGCCAAGGGGCCAGGGGGCCACGGCACAACCAGCCAGGUGCUGGAGGCAGCCAGCAUGGACGACACAGACAGCCCCUAUGAGAACGUUGUUCCGGGAUCAGCACCUGUGGGGACAGCAGGGGAAGGGACCCAGCACAGCCCAGGGCACUGGUCCCGGCGGUGCUGUGUCCCUGCGGGGCUUCUGGCAGUCAGCCUGCUGCUGUUGGUGGCCCUGGUGACCCUGGGGACCUGCUACUGGCAGGUGAACCACCAGCUGCAGAACGUAUCCAGGGAGCAGGCCACUGAGCGCGGCCACUUCUCACAGGAGGCACAGGUGUGGAAGCAGAGCCUGAGGCAGACACAGCAGGAGCUGGCAUGGGUGCAAGAGGAGCUGCAGCAAGCAUGGCAGGCGGCCCACCGCAGUCAGCAGGAGCUGGCCAGGCAGGAUGUCGAGCUGGUGCGUGUCUCAGGGGCCCUGAAUGCAACCCAGAAGGAGCUACAGGACGUGCAGGGGAAGCUCAGUGCCAUCGAGCAAGCAGCGAGCAGCCUGCGUGUCUGCCUGAAUGCAGACUGCUGCCCCUCGGGCUGGCUGCUCUACCGUGGCAAGUGUCUCUUCAUCUCGGCGGUGAAGAAGAGCUGGUGGGACAGCCGUAGGGAUUGUGUGAAGAAGUCUUCCCAUCUGCUGAUCCAAGAUGAAUGGGAGUCGUGGAUGCUGCCGAAUUUUCUCCAAGCAAACAGUGCCAGGUACUGGAUCAAGAGAAAAGAGUUUCACCGUGCAAAGAGGUAUGAUUACAGUGAAGAUUGUGCACUGUUAGUAGCCGGGAAAAUGCAGAGCUUAUCAUGCUGGAUGCUUUACCCAUGGAUCUGUGAGCAGCCCCCAAAGCUGAGCAGCGUGACCGAGAGCCUCACUCCUCUCCUGACCAAGGACUGA